Messenger RNA from Quercus robur (English oak), 1672 nucleotides. RefSeq names its product L10-interacting MYB domain-containing protein-like. The coding region runs from base 712 to 1629 and encodes 305 amino acids. The record is from RefSeq and is a predicted model, not a curated record. Lineage: Eukaryota; Viridiplantae; Streptophyta; Magnoliopsida; Fagales; Fagaceae. The transcript has 3 exons.
GUUUGGUUCCACUUUUUCAGCCCAAAACGGGCGUUUUCAAAAAAGCUAAGCCCGUUUCUGCGUUUGGUAAGUUCAAAACGCAACUUUUUUAUAAAAGUUGCGUUUUGAACUUUUAGAAAAAACUGAAGACAAAACGCGCAACGAAAAUGGACCAUCAGCGGUCCAUAAAUCAAAACGCACUAUGCGCGUUUUGUUAUAUUACCGUUGCAAUCAUUGAAAAACCGAAAUACCCACACGUUUGACGCCCCUCAUCUCUCAUCUCUGCUCUCCCUUCGCAUUUGACGCCUCCAUCUCUUCUCUCUGCCUUGCUCUGCCUUCGUAAGUCUCUCUACUCUCUGUCUUUUUUCUUUGUCUUCCUUUUCUUCUUCCGCUUCGUCUUCCUCUUCUUCUUCUUUCUUUCUUUCUUUCUGGUUCUUCCUCUCCGUAAGUCUUUCUGUAGUUUUGGAUUGUGGUUUGUUUUAUGGGUAAUGAUUUUUCUGUGUGUUCUUUGGGUUGAUUUGUCAUGGGUAUGGGUUGUUUUGAUUUGGACCGAACCGGGGUUGAUUCUCAUGGGUCUGAUUUGGGUUUUUUUGGUUUUGAUUUCUCUGUUCUUUGGUUGAUUUCUCAUGGAUCUGGGUUUGAUUUCUCUGUUCUUUGGUUGAUUUCUCACUUUUGGUGUGUGGGUUUUGAUUUCUCAGGUACCAGAAACACUGAUCUGCUACCAAAAACCAGAUGGGUAAAAACACAACUUCCAACCCCGAGGCAAAAAAGGCUAGAGCAUUAUGGGAUAAUAAUUCAAGCUGGACCACUACUUUUUGUAAUCUUUGUGUGGAACAGAUUCAACUUGGGAAUAGGAAUAAAGGUGCUGCCUUUAGUACCCUAGGUUGGACCAAUAUAGUGACCAAAUUUUGUGAUGAAACCGGUCAAAAUUAUGAUAGGGAGCAAUUAAAAAGUAGGUGGGAUGUGUUAAAAGGUGAUUGGAGAUUGUGGGAAAAAUUGAGGAUGCAUGACACAGGUUUAGGUUGGGAUACAGCGAAGGGAACAAUUCUUGCUCCUGAUGAUUGGUGGGACCGAAAGUUGAAGGAAUUACCCAAAGCUAAAAAAUUUCGAGAGAAAGGUCUACAGAAUCCAGAACAGCUUGAUAUAAUGUUUAGGGAUGUUGCAGCAACUGGAGAAGCUGCAUGGACCCCUUCUUCAAAUACACUCCCUCCAACAAUGCCACAAGAGGGUGCUGGUGAUUCGGAUGGUAGCUCCGAAUUUAAGGAUAAUCAAUGUGACAUGAGUUUAGACAUUGAUAGUUUGCAACAAGGACAUACUAGUCAAUCACGUAGUUCAGGACUUAAGCGAACUAGUGAAUCAAUACCCUCACAGAAGAAAAAGAAGAAGAUAGGAGGAGUUGCAAUGUUGGACAAUCGUAUUAGUGAAUUAAUAACUGUAUGUCAGAAUAAGUCUGAAGGUACUUCUCGAGAGUCACCAAGUUCAGUUGAUAAUGUCAUGGCGAUUGUGAGAGCACUUCCUGGAGUGGAUAGUAAGUUUGUGGUUCAAGCUUCCUUAGCGUUACUAAAAAAGAUACAUAGGGAUAUGUUUCUAACUUUCAAGGAGCCAGAGUUACAGUUGGCGUACCUACAAGAAUUGAUUUCUUGGAAGUAAAAGAAGUGACCAACCUUAUGUGAUACUCUAUAUUAGCUUAGGA